Molecule: messenger RNA, 2874 nt
Organism: Prunus avium (sweet cherry)
Lineage: Eukaryota; Viridiplantae; Streptophyta; Magnoliopsida; Rosales; Rosaceae
Product: helicase SEN1-like
Molecular function (GO): helicase activity
Source: RefSeq, a predicted model, not a curated record
AAGUUGGGGAAUUCAGUUGACUAUGUAAUAAUUAUGGAUGAGGAGAAUGAGGUGAAGAAGCCUUUUGAAGUUGCAGGUAGAAGCUUAAUAGACUUGGUCUUCUCUUGGUCUCUGAGGAAUGUUCUCGACAGAGAUCUUUAUAAACACCAGGUGACCAAAAUUCCAAAGACAUUUUCGACAGUGGCGAGUUACAUGAAGUCAUUCAUUCCUUCACUUAUUGAGGAGACUCAUUCUGAUUUACUCUCAAGCAUGAUGGCUCUUUCGCAGGCACCUAUUUGUGAGAUUCUGACUGUUGAAACUUCUAAGCAUCAUAAGGCUCUCAAAGACUUGUUCUAUGAAAUUACAGUUAGGAAGACGAGACAAACCGAAAGUAAUGCAGGAAAAUAUGAGCCAAAGGUUGGAGAUAUCUUUGCCUUGACUAAUAUUAGACCAAAAUGCAUUGAUGAUUUGAACAGGCCUGGAAAUUUCUAUCUUGUUGCAUAUGUUCUCCGAUCGAAAGAUGACAGCUCAGGCAAGCUCCCAAUACUCUCAUCAAAGCCUAUCAGUGGAGAAGGAUACUGUUGGGGCCCGGAAAUUAAACUGCCCCAAAUAAACAACGAAUUGACCCAUGUCAAUUUUGGUCCAAAUAGAUUCAAGCAAAUAGAGAGCAAGAGAGAAACACUGUUUGCUGUCUAUUUGAUGAACACGAUCACAAAUGUUCGUGUAUGGAACGCGUUGAACUCAGACGAGGCGAACACAAAUAUAAUUAAGAAUGUGCUGAAAGUGCAACCCAAUUCAUCAGAUGAUGAGAAUUCUUGCACAAUUUGUUUUUCCAAACAAAUAUACUCCCCUGCCCUUUCUAGAAAAUGGUCCAAAAUGUGCUCUGAUCUAAAUGAUUCCCAAAAGGCAGCAGUUUUAAACUGUAUCAGUUUGAGCAAGUGUCAUCACCAUAAUGCCAUAAAACUAAUAUGGGGACCUCCGGGAACUGGAAAAACCAAGACAGUUGGUAUGUCACUCUUUACCCUCUUUAAGUUGAAGUGCAGAACACUAACAUGUGCUCCAACCAAUACUGCCGUGUUAGAAGUUACGGCGAGACUCCUGAGGUUGGUUAAUCAGUCUCUUAAUUAUGGAAAGUAUGGACUAGGAGAUAUAAUUCUAUUUGGGAAUGUGGAGCAAAUGAAGAUCGAUAAGUAUAACGACCUUUUUGAGGUAUUUCUUGAUACUCGUCUUAAUAUUCUCUCUAAGUGUCUUGCCCCUUUGUCUGGUUGGAAACACUGGUUAGAAUCCCUGAUAGGUCUACUUGAGGAUCCACAGCUACACUACAUGUUGUAUGUAAAGCAAAAGAGGGAAAAACACAAUAAGGGUGAUGACCAAGAUGAUAGCAGCUCAACAAGUGAUGAUGAGAAUCAUCUUUUGUCGUUUGAUGAGUUUGUGAAGAAAAAAUUUGUUUACUUUAGUGAGCAGCUGGAAACUUGUAUGGUAAACAUGUACACCCACUUGCCAACAUCUUGCAUUUCACUUGAGGUUGUGAAGGACAUGAUUACAGUUUUGGAUUUGCUUACGUUGAUUAAAUCUAUAAUGUAUCGGGCUGGUGUUGCGAAUCAUAGGUUACGAUUACUUCUUGAAGAAUAUUGCACUCAAAUUCUUAAGUCCCUCCGUGCAUUUUCUGUUCCAAAUUCGAAUGACCGACAAACAAUAAGAAAUUUGUGCUUGGCAAAUGCUUGUUUAAUAUUUAGUACUGCGUCAAGCUCUGCAAAAUUGCACACUGAAGGAAUGGCACCUCUGGAAAUGUUAGUGAUUGAUGACGCGGCUCAGCUGAAAGAAUGUGAAUCAGCAAUUCCUUUACAACUACCUGGUCUUCGCCAUGCUAUUCUCAUAGGAGAUGAGAGGCAACUCCCUGCUAUGGUUAAAAGCAAGAUCUCUGAGAACGCUGAAUUUGGAAGAAGUUUGUUCGAAAGACUUGUACUGUUAGGCCACAAGAAGCUCCUUCUCAAUGUCCAGUAUAGGAUGCAUCCAUCGAUCAGCAUGUUUCCGAAACAGGAGUUCUACAACAAUCAGAUAUUAGAUGGUCCAAAUGUCAGUGAAGUAAGCUAUGAGAAGUCCUUCAUUGAGGGCAGAAUGUACGGGCCGUACUCCUUUAUAAAUGUAGCCAAUGGAAAAGAAGAAUUUGAUCACCGGCAUAGUCUGAAAAACAUGGUUGAGGUUGCUGUGGUAUAUGAGAUUGUUUCAAGCCUUUACAAAGAAUUUACUCGAACAAAAAAGAAGGUUAGUGUUGGGGUAAUAUCGCCUUACAAUGCUCAAGUCAAUGCAAUUCAAUUGAGAGUCAGAAACUACAGUGAAGUUUCUGGCAAAGAUUUCUCUGUACGUGUGCGAUCUGUUGAUGGAUUCCAAGGUGGUGAAGAGGAUGUUAUAAUUAUCUCCACUGUCAGAUGUAACUGGAAUGGAUCUGUAGGUUUCCUCUCCGAUUGUCAACGAGCAAAUGUGGUGCUAACUCGUGCGAGGUAUUGCCUUUGGAUAUUGGGGAACGAAGCCACAUUGAGAAACAGUAACUCAAUUUGGAAGAAGCUAAUUCUUGAUGCGAAGAAACGUGAUUGUUUCUAUAAUGCUGAUGAUGACAAGAACUUGGCUCAGGCUAUUGCAGCAGCACGUCUAGAGCUUAACCAAACAGUGUGUGCAGCAGCAGGAGCAGAGCAAUUUACCUGAUGUAGAAGAAGCAUGUUUCUGGUGGUCUUUAAUUUCUUGAUGCAGCAAUUCAGUGAAACAAUUAUCGAAAUAUAUGAACCAUUUUUUUAUUACUUGAUAGCUUCCGUUGGUGUUUUCUUUUUUUUUUGGUUGUUCCUUCUAUUCUUGAUUGUAGCUGUUCUUCAUUCAUGGAUCCUCUUUUAUUCUUGUGAA